Messenger RNA from Annulohypoxylon maeteangense, 1000 nucleotides. Its product is annotated as cytochrome b5. The coding region runs from base 156 to 521 and encodes 121 amino acids. Gene Ontology annotation, cellular component: endomembrane system; membrane. Lineage: Eukaryota; Fungi; Ascomycota; Sordariomycetes; Xylariales; Hypoxylaceae. The record is from RefSeq and is a predicted model, not a curated record. The transcript is spliced from 4 exons.
CAAAUGUUGAAUUGAUUAAUAGAUCCGAGGUCCUUCCUAUCACGUAAUAUUAAAAACGACCAUUUCAAGCUUCCAUUUCUCUUUGUUCGAUAAUUCUUUCUAACAAUAAAUAAGAAUACCUUACCACCCAGGUAAUCAUCGAUCGUUUAACGACAAUGUCGGGCAAAUUCGAGCCCAAGGUUCCUGUAAAUCUGGAUCCUCCUAAAGACGAUCUUAUUUCAAUCGAGGAAUUAGCAAAAGCCGAUGGGUCCGAAGGGCAAAAGGCCUAUGUAGCAAUCAAGGGCAAGGUUUAUGAUGUAAGCGGGAAUAAGGCCUAUCGAGAGGGUGGAUCGUAUCAUGUCUUCGCAGGGAAGGAUGCUUCUCGUGCGCUGGGGAAGACGUCUACAAAACUAGAGGAUGUAAGCCCAGAAUGGCAGAGUCUCGAUGACAAGGAAAAACAAACACUUGACGACUGGAUCACUUUCUUCUCCAAGCGCUACAAUGUUAUCGGCAUCGUUCAAGGUGCGACGAACAUGGCAUAACCCGUGCGAAUCAUCUAGCUCAAGUGUAUUGUAUUUACAAGGAAUGGACGAACUGUCUCAGGGUGACUCGGUAUGAGAUAAUUAUGAUGAGGCAUCAACUGAAGCUUCAUCAAUCGAAUUAAACAGGGCUCAUUUCCUGUUUUCUGUUGUGUGGGGUUAUCAGGCAGAAUAUUAUUCCUCCUUUUCUCACGAUUCAAGUAAGCUUCUAGCUUUCGAGCAAGUGUUACCUUUCCGAGUUACACACGGGCCGGGUUGCUGCUCAGUAUACUGUAUUUGCAAGAUCGAAAGAACAGUUUCUACUCAUCAGCAUAAAAUUGGUCUUCCUCGUCGUACGGAGGGGAUAUUACUAUGAUAAGUAAUGGAUUUGAACAGAGCAUCUCUUUAUAUACCUACCUACCUAGCUAGGAUCUAGGUACUUACCUCAUGUUUUCCGAGAUUUCCAACCCCUUCCUUUAGCCUCAUCACUCGGUCUUAGGAGC